Molecule: messenger RNA, 1307 nt
Organism: Thermothielavioides terrestris NRRL 8126
Lineage: Eukaryota; Fungi; Ascomycota; Sordariomycetes; Sordariales; Chaetomiaceae
Exons: 3
Coding region: 251-1102 (283 amino acids)
Source: RefSeq, a predicted model, not a curated record
CGCAACCCCGUUGUUACUGUUGCCCCGCGCUGUUGGGAUAAGGGAUAAUGUGGCAGCCUAGAACAACAUCCUGGUCUCCAGGAGAACCUGAAAUGAUCACAGUGGGCGCAUGGAAAGAUUGAAAAAAGGCCGCACUGACCGCUCGUCCGCCAGCUUUGGUAACCUGGCGCCCGCCGUGCACAUCUACGGCUGCCUAACCCUCUCUGCCUUUUAGACAUUCCGCCUCUGGCUAGACGUACGAGUUAGCGCCAUGACUGUACGGGAACAAACUGCCGCUGCAGUGACGCCUCUCUCCGUCAAGACGUCAACGACUGACGGCCCGGCAACCUCCACCCCUUCUCCGGUCCCGCUGCCGGACCGGAGGCAGGAGACUGCCGAACGCAAGUCGGAGUCGGAGUCGGCACCGAACACCGCAGCGCAAGCGAUAUUCUCAACCCCAAAGUUUCGUUUGAAGAUCCAGGACCUCGAUCACCCUGGCGCAGCCAAGUUUCUGAGUUCCGUCAACGCAUCCACAGUCCUCCCCACUGCCGUAGAUAACGUUGUCCGACUGCUGUACGGGUCAGCAUCAGACGAGCACUCAACAGUGCCACCGACACGGUCCGUAACUCUCAUACUGCGUGCCAUGGGUGGUGUUGCAUACACAACAGGGACCGCCCUCGACAACGACCACAAGGAGAUUCACUUCUCCCUCAACUACAUCGACUCGAUCAGGCCGGACACGCGCCUCGUCCACGAGAUCACGGGAGUCCUGACGCAUGAGCUGGUGCAUUGCUUCCAGUGGGACGCACUCGGGACCUGUCCCGGCGGGCUGAUCGAGGGUGUUGCCGACUGGGUGCGUCUGAACUGCGACCUGAGCCCGUUGCACUGGAAGAGGGAGACCGACGGGGACUGGGACCGGGGCUACCAGCACACGGCCUACUUCCUCGAGUAUCUCGAGCAGCGCUUCGGCGAGGGUACCGUGCGGCGGCUCAACGAGAAGCUGCGGGGGAACAAGUACCAGGCCGAGUCCUUCUGGCCGGAGCUGCUGGGGAAGCCGGUGGAGCAGUUGUAUAAGGAUUACGUUGACAAGUCGAAGAGCGAUGAGCGAGAUAGCCGGCAAUGACCGUAAGCUGGAGGCAGGAUCAGGGGCCAUGAAGGGAUGCCAUAUACCAAGGAUCUAUUCGUAUGGUGACGCUCGCCGCUGCCAGCUCGGGCAGACCCGGCGGUCGAAUGAUCUCCCACGACAGUCCAGACAAAUGUGUAUGGCAGUGUUGCCUUAUAAAACCCAGCUUGAGAAAGCCCGCCCUGGAUUUCCCAAAUUUCUGCUU